GGAAACGAUCGUGAUAACUCAUCAUGUGACAUAAAAACCGUUUCCCAGGGAAACGAUCGUAAUAAUAUUGAAAGUAGCGUAGAUAUUGCUUCCCAAAUAAGCAAUCAGCAAAAAACUAUUCCGAAUACUUCUUUACCGGCAGAAGAUCUUGACGAUUCUGAUGAAAUUGAGCUCACUAAAAAUCAAAAUAUAGAACUAGAUUUAAUCCAAGAUUUACAGAAUUGUAUACUUAUUGCUUCACCUGAUUCCAUAGAAAUACCUUCCAAAGACAUC
Messenger RNA from Dentiscutata erythropus, 273 nucleotides. The record is from the annotation of a GenBank genome assembly. NCBI's taxonomy places the organism in Eukaryota, Fungi, Glomeromycota, Glomeromycetes, Diversisporales, Gigasporaceae.